Canis lupus familiaris (dog) is the source of this 1738-nucleotide messenger RNA. It is a transcript of the gene BCAT2, whose product is annotated as branched chain amino acid transaminase 2. Gene Ontology annotation, molecular function: branched-chain-amino-acid:2-oxoglutarate transaminase activity. Bases 162 to 1343 code for a protein of 393 amino acids. The record is from RefSeq and is a predicted model, not a curated record. Gene Ontology annotation, cellular component: mitochondrion. Gene Ontology annotation, biological process: L-leucine biosynthetic process; L-valine biosynthetic process. Lineage: Eukaryota; Metazoa; Chordata; Mammalia; Carnivora; Canidae. The transcript is spliced from 11 exons.
GCGCCCUAGAACUGAGGGGAAGAGGGGGAGGACGGAACCGACCCGCCUUGGGGUGUAAGGCAAGCGGCCCUCCCGCGGGAGGGGGCGUGAGCGGGGCGGGGCCGGAACUUCUUUUUUCCGAGCCGCGCCGCGGGCGGGCACAGUUACCCGCCGCACCGACCAUGGCCGCAGCCGCGCUGGGGCAGAUUUGGGCCCGAAAACUCCUGCCUGUCUCUUGGCUUCUGUGUGGCCCCAGAAGAUAUGCCUCAUCAAACUUCAAGGCUGCAGACCUGCAGCUGGAAAUGACGAAGGAACCUCAUCAGAAGCCUGACCCCAGCAAGCCCCUGGUGUUUGGGAAGACAUUCACCGACCACAUGCUGGUGGUGGAGUGGAAGGAGGAGACGGGCUGGGGUCAGCCCCGAAUCCAGCCUUUCCAGAAUCUCACACUGCACCCAGCCUGCUCCGGCCUCCACUACUCGAUGCAGCUCUUCGAGGGCAUGAAGGCGUUCAAGGGCAGCGACCAGCGGGUGCGCCUCUUCCGACCCUGGCUCAACAUGGACCGGAUGCUGCACUCAGCCUUGCGCCUCUGCCUGCCGAGUUUUGACAAGGUCGAGCUGCUUGAGUGUAUCCGCCGGCUUGUGGAAGUGGACAAAGACUGGGUUCCUGAGGGCAAGGAUACCAGCCUCUACGUGCGGCCUGUGCUCAUUGGGAACGAGCCCUCCCUAGGUGUCACCCAAUCCACGCAAGCUCUCCUGUUUGUCAUUCUCUGCCCCGUGGGUGCAUACUUUCCCGGAGAUGCCAUGGACCCCGUGUCCCUCCUGGCCGACCCAGCGUUUAUCCGGGCCUGGGUGGGUGGGGUCGGUGACUACAAGCUGGGGGGGAAUUAUGGGCCCACAGUACUUGUGCAGCAAGAGGCGAAGAAGAGGGGCUGUGAACAGGUCCUCUGGCUGUACGGGCCGGACCACCAGCUCACCGAGGUGGGCACCAUGAACAUCUUCAUCUACUGGACCCAUGAGGAUGGGGUGCUGGAACUGGUGACCCCCUCACUGGAUGGUGUCAUUCUGCCCGGAGUAGUCAGACAGAGUCUACUGGACCUGGCAAGGACCUGGGGUGAGUUCCGAGUCGUUGAGCGUAAGGUCACAAUGAAGGAGUUGUUGCGGGCGCUGGAAGAGGGACGGGUUCGGGAAGUCUUUGGCUCAGGCACAGCUUGCCAGGUCUGCCCUGUGCACCAGAUCCUGUACCAAGGCAAGCAUUUGCGCAUUCCCACCAUGGAAAAUGGGCCCGAGCUUAUCCUCCGCUUCCUGAAGGAGCUGAAGGAGAUCCAGUACGGAACAAGAGCCCACGACUGGAUGCUCCCGGUAUGACAGCGCCCUGCCCUACCUCUCCUCGGACCCACCCUCCCGUAGCAUCCAGCCCUCGCCGGACCCUCCCCUCCCUACCGAUGACUCACCUGAAGUGCAAUAUGAAAUAUAAAAGGCCGGGGGCUGCCGGGACGCCUGGGUCUCUGGCGCCCCCACAUGGCCUCUACACUCCCAAAGCCAUAAGGGCCGGACCCAGAGCAUCUAGGCCCCUCGCCCCGCCUCUCAGACCUUGGUGGGGGAUCUGGGCUCCCCGCUGCUCCGUGUCUGGGGGCCAAGGAUGCCCUUUGGCCCCCCCGACUCCACAUCUCUCCGUUCUCAGGCCGGAUCUCCCGGUGCUGCUUUGAUUUUUUUUUUUUUCUCCUGCUGCAAUUUUGAAAUAAAUGCCAAAGAACAAGCCA